CUGGGUAGAGUCUGCGCGAGUGGGAGUGGAGCGAGUCGCUCGGUCUCGGCAGCGUUCAUCCAUUCUGUGCGGCACUCCCCGUACAGCUCCGCGCGUCCUCGGUGCGAUCCGGGGUUUGUGUUCUCUCUCACUCUCUCUGUCUCCGCUCAGAAGAGAAAGAAAAACGCGGGACAGAAAGCUCCACGGAUUAACCUUCAGCAAACCUUUCCCAGACACGGAAUCGGGGGGGACGGAGAGGAGGACAUGUAGUGACGGGAGAGCGGGAGAGAGAGGGGGCUUUUUUUUCCGAGCAACGGCGUGCUCCGCUGAAACCCAACAUGGCGCUGCUGCUGCGAGGUACGGCAGAGCUGAAUUAAUUUCUCCGCGAGUCCGACGAACCUCGCCACCUGUAUCCUGUGAGGGGGCCCGGGCCGCACGGGCACAAGAGGCUCCCACGACUUAAAGGACCAUAACGGAUUUUUUUCUUUUUUGUGGGAUUUCUCUCUCUCUCUCUCUCUCUCUCUCCGGACGUUUGUUUUUUUUUCUUCUUCCCUCCGAGCAGGAUCUUUUUUUUUGUUGCUUUAUGGCAACAGAAGUGACAUUUGCAGCAGCAGGAAAAAGUCCGUUUGAAAUAAAAGGCUAAUGGAUGAGAGUUUCCUGUAGACAAUAGAACAAGAAAGCGAGAGAUUUUAUGUUCGACUUGUUUUGUUUCGUGACAAGUGGAUAACCUGUUAGACACUUUUGGUUGUUUUUUUUUUCUCCCCCCCCUCCUCCGGUCGGGAUUGUCUCCAGCGAGCAGGACCGUAACCGGGUUAGUCUACGUUUACGCACGACUCGCUGUCCUCCCAGUUAACUUGGAAAAACAGGAAAAAGGCGUUGAGUUGUAGCGCACGGACGACGGCUGGAACUAUUGGCAAUUAACCAGGGCAACAUCUGUUCGUGAUGUCGAUGCUGAGACACAAACCAACCUGGAACUAAGACAAGGCAGCCACUUUACACAAAACAUGGUGGAUGCAAGGUUAACACCACUGGCAGCCAUGGGGCUGGACAGAGGCACUCUAAUGCAUGAUGGUCUCCGUCUCCACAGUGGGGUUGUGUACCCCGGGAUCAGAGCCCUGCCAGUGGAGAAGAGCCGAGAGUCCGGCCUUCCCCUUGGUUACAACCGGGACGGUCUCCCGGAGCUCAUCUACAAGCCUGACGGCCCUCUGGACAGUCGUAAGCACACUAAUGGGUACCUCGGCCUCUACAAGGGCGCUCCGCCAGGUCUCCACAAGCCUAUGCUGAUUCCUGGAGCUGAAGGUCUAGGGUUGGAACGCAGAGUAGGGCCUGGAGAGAAAGUGUCUGAUCUGGGCUUGGCAAGUGCUGGCGGCGGCUAUCUCCGCCUGCCCUGGCUCAGCCCCUACCCCGAAGCGAGCAUGUAUCCCUUUAUGGACACGUCCAAAUAUGCGGCUCUAAACAUGUACAAAGCCUCCUUGCUAAACCAGCCCAACCCCUAUCUUCCUCAGCACCUGCCCUACGCUUCUCUGUGUGCAGCCCAGGGCGGGAAUCCUGCUGCAGCGUCAGCAGAAAGACUUUACUAUAUGCCCCCUUACCCGCCCUCCCCCAUCUCCUCACCCCUGGUGGCGCCCCCUAUGAGGAUUCCCGCAGUCACAGUAGCUCCUACACUGGUACAUUGCCAGGACAAGGGGCUUGGUGUUGCCUCUCAAUUUGCACAGCAGCUUCACCAACCUUCCCCUCAUGCCCAGCACCAUCAGUCUGCAAUGGACAGGGACCGAUCCCCGAGCAGGAGCAGCAGACCAAGCAGGCCUCCCUCUAGGAAGGGGCCUAGCAACAACAGUAACACCAGUAGCACUAGAGACGCCAGUGGCGGGAACAAUAACAAUCCGCCGACUGAUUCCUCUCCGCAUGCGUCUUCUCGCCUCUCCCAACCUCCCCCUCCCCCCGCUCUCAUUGACAAUUCACUGGAUCUACAGCGGCCGGUUGCGAGGAUCGGACAACCGUCGACCUCCUCCGCUUCCUCGAUUUCUGCCUCGACCACGUCCACGCAGUCCAUUCCUCACCCUUUCUCCGUGAGCAGCAUGGCGUCAGAGCAGCCGUCUCCCGCUCGGCCCAGCCCCCACAAACACAGGCCGCGCGAUGGAGCGGCCGAGCACAGGAGCGUGGGGGCUGAAAGGAGAGCCAGCAGGUCGCCCUCCAAACCAAAUUUUGAGAGGCCCCCCCACCAAACCCAACCAACCAAAGACUCGGCAGAGAAGCCGUUGGAUUUGUCUGGGAGAAUACUUGAGUUCGGGCUGCCUCCCAAUGGAUUCCCUGUUAAGAUGGAUUCCAUGGCUUCAGGCCCACGCUAUGGGCUCCCCCCUAGCAGAGAACUGAUUAAGGAAAACAUGUCCCUGUCCCCUUCCUCUCACCCUCACUCUGUGGCCAGCAGCACUUCUUCAAAGGUCCCAGAGAGGCCAGAGAUGAUCAGCACUUUACACUCCUCCUGGGUCGUACCUAGCCCGUCUCCUUCUUCCCACACGCAGCACACACCAGGCCUGCCCCCUUCUCCGCGGCCCAAUCCGGACCUUUCACAAGCCAAAGGUUCCUCCCCGUCUGUCAUCAAACACAAGGGUUUGGAGAGAGUCCUCCCCCAGCAACGUAGCUCGUCCUGUCCGCGGAUAGGAGAGCCCAACCACAAUGUUCCCUCCACCCAACACUCCUCUCUGGUCAACUCGAGGCCCCUGUCGCCCAGACAAAAUGGCGAGUGGGUCAAACACAGCCCCGGCCAAUCGGAACAUCCAGCAGUCAUGGGACACCACAGGGAGGCAACAGAGAAGUCCUCCCUGGCAACUAAGAGAAAUGAAACGACCCAAGAUGUGUCAUCUUACAAAAGGCCCUGUUUGGAGAACGGUCACCCUCCUAGCCACCUUUACCUUCCUCAGAAUGACGCCUACCUGAACCACAGUUUGGCUUAUGCCAACAGAUACCUGCACUAUCCAGUCCCCGACGGCAUGGCUCUACAUUCUCUGCCAAUUACAGGGAAAGGCCCAGUCUAUCCUCACCCAAUGUUGCUGGGCAGUAACAGCCUUUACCCGAGCCACCUGGCAGCAAAACACCCUUUACCCUACCACAACCUCCAAGCUGGACCAGGGGGGGAAUACCUCACGUAUAACUCACAGGAGAUGGCCCAUCCCCUCAUGCAAGCGCACACGGACAACAAGCUUCCAGAAAAGGGAGAUGGGACUUUGAAGCCCAGGGGACAAGAGAAGUCCAGAGGAUUUAUGGAAGAGUGCAGAGAUCACAGUGUCGGGAAGGAGAUUGGAGAAGGAAGCCAGCUGAAGAAUGAUAGGGAGCAGGGAGCACAAGGACACGGCGGCAGUCAAAGCAAAUCUUCCUUUUCCUCCGCCACAUCCAGAGAAAAGAUUGUCUGCAUUGACCUUGUACACUCAGACACGGAUAUUGAGUCUACCCCAACAGUUCAUAAACAGCCCUCUGCUGAGACCGGCGCAAAGGUUAACCAAAAUGAAUGUUGUCAUAGUAACCAAAACCCGACAAAGACCGACUAUGAGCCAAAACACCAACACCAUCCUUCUCAUCCUUAUCCAAUCCACUCGGGUCAGAGCCCCACCCGGAAGUCCAAUCCCACUGACAGGCAGCCAGAAACUCUCUUUGGGCGAACAAAGGUUCCUCAAGACACCGUCUGUCCUGGAGUAACAUCUCAUCAACUAUCAACUCCUUCAGGGCACGAUGCCCAAGCGGAGGAGAGCCAGGAGGAACCUUGCCCCAGCCCUGACCCUGGCGAACAAGACCAGAGCACUUUGCGCUGCGCCCGCACGUCUGGGCUGUGCAGCGCCGGUAAGGACAAAGGGGACAGGGGCCGCCAUGCUUUCCACCUCGCUCAGCACUGCUCAGAGCUGAUGAAGGAGGAGAAAAUGAGCGAGACAGAGACUGAGAGGGAGGACAGCAUUGUUGACCUGGGGGAGUCCCAAGGCGAAGGGGACGAGGACGACGAAGAGGGCUCUUCAUCUAAAGGCUCUCGUAGAUCCAGCCUGGCCAAGAGGAUCGCAAACUCCACGGGCUACGUGGGCGACCGCUUUAAAUGUGUCACCACUGAGCUGUAUGCUGACUCCAGCAAGCUGAGCCGUGAACAGAGAGCUCUGCAGAUGGAAGUCAUAUCACGAGAGGGGAGUAAUAUAAGUCAACCUGCAGCUAACUGGGAGCGGGCAAUGAUGCGGUUCUCGGAGCUGGAGCUGAAGGAGAAGGAGGGCGGCAGUGUGUGUGUGUCUGCCUCGGCAGCGGCAGCAGGACGGGAGCUGGCAGACGGCCAGCGCAGAGAGCGAGUGCUGGAACACUGCCAGCACACCACCAGGCAGGGAGAGAGGGAGGGUGUCCGGCCGGCGUUCCCCAAUAACAGAGUUCCAGUUCUCCAGAGGUGUGUGGCCCAGAAGGAGCCUUUGUCCCCAGUGCGCGGGGAUCGAGACGGGGGCAGGAAUGGCGGCCAAGUGGUGCACAGGGACGGAGCGAGGAACGGGAUGAGGGAAUGUGAAGGAGGAGGUCACUGCUUGCCCCCCACGUUGACACCGGCGAAAGGAUACCACGAGGAGAAAUUCAACCCCGGCUUCGGACCCAACAGGAAACGCCCGCUCAAGACCGAACAGGACGACGCCGAGCGGGACGAAGAGGAGAGGCUGUUUCACCCGGAGAAAAGAGCCAAGAUUUAUGCGGAUGAGCGUGAGCAGACCUGCCUCGACGACGAAGACGACGACGAGGUGCGAAAGCUCAAAGUCUGCAUCGAGCUCAAAGGGCUGAGACUGAGCAAGCCUGCUGCUGGCGCGGCUUCGCCCGACAGGUUCCACAUCAAACAGGAGAGACCGUGGCCCCAGCCCAGACUGGUACCGCCGACCCAGAAUGUGCGAGAGCGAAAGAUCAGGGCCAGCGAAGCGGAGGACAGAGCUGCAGCACAGAGAGCCGAGAUCAACAGGAAAUGGGGCUGCGACAAGCUGCUUAAUGGAGUCGCUGCCUCUCCCCUCCCCCCCAGCCAAGUGAAGGACAGAGCGCAACCGCUGGGCCCCUUCUCAGGUGACCGUGGCCUCAAGGAGCCCAGGAGGGGCCCCCCUUCCCCUGCCCCGGAGCCGUCCGUAGGAAUCACCCCUCCUCUCAAGCCCCGUCGCCAUAGUGACACCGACAAACCCAAGGGCAAGCGGCCGUGCAAGACCAAACACACCAGUCAGAGGGAGCGGGAGAAGCGGAAAGAGGCCACACCUAGCAGCCCGGGCCAGCGUUGUGCAGCCGAUCUGGGAGCAGCUGAGGAUGACAAGCUGAGCGAGCAGCGCAGCGCUCCGAGGAAGGGAGCCGCCUCUCCUAAUCAUUAUCCCUGCUCUCCAGUCAAGCCCUGCUCCCCCGCCGCGCUCUGUCCACCCUGCCUCCAGCCGCAGGCCAACGGCGGCAGAGCGGGCGCCGCCGUCCCACCGGAGGCGGCCGCGGGGGGGCCGCACAGGACCCCCCCUGCCGAGCCCCCCGCGGUGCGUCCCAUCCCGCCGGAGGCUCGCCGGCUGAUCGUGAACAAGAACGCCGGGGAGACGCUACUCCAAAGAGCGGCACGACUCGGCUACGAGGAGGUAGUGCUGUACUGUCUGGAGAACAGAGUGUGCGAGGUGAACCACCGAGACUACGCCGGCUACUGCGCUCUCCACGAGGCGUGCGCUCGCGGCUGGCUGAGCAUCGUCCAGCACCUGCUGGAUUACGGGGCUGACAUCAACUGCAGUGCACAGGACGGCACCAGGCCAAUUCACGACGCUGUGGAGAAUGACCACCUGGACGUGGUGCGCAUCCUGCUCUCUUACGGCGCUGACCCUACCCUCGCCACCUACUCCGGCCGCGGCCUGCUGAAGAUGACCCACAGCGACAGCAUGGAGCACUUCCUCACUGAUUACUUCGCCGACCUUCAGGGCCGCUCGGAUGACGACCCUGGGAUUUAUUGGGAAUUCUAUGGCAGCGCUGUGUGUGAAUCAAGCGAAGAGGGCGGCAUCUAUGACAUCCUGGCCGACCCUCCAGGCCCAGAGGACGAGGAAGAGGAUGACAAAAGGGAGGUGUUUGAGUUUGAGUUCUCUGACCGACCUCUGCUGCCGUGUUACAACAUCCAGGUGUCCCUCUCCCAGGGGCCGAGGAACUGGCUGCUGCUCUCCGACGUCCUCCGUCGGCUGCGGAUGUCAGCCCGCGGCUUCCGGCAAGCCUUCCCCCACAUGGAGGUGGUGACCGUCGCGGAGGCGGAGUUUUACCGGCAGGCGUCUCUGUCGCAGCUCUUCUCCUGCCCCGAGGAGUUGGAGGGCUUCCAGCCGGACAGCAAGGACCUGCUGGACCUGGUGGAAGACAGCGCGGAGCUGGCUGCGCUGCUGGGCUCCUCGCUGGAGUGUCUGGACGACAACUGGGACCACGCCGGGGACAAACUGAAGGAAAAAAUCAAGGCGGUUGGCAAAUUGAGCUCGUCUUGACCCCCCAAAACUACUGCACCUGGACUUUAAUCCUUUAGCGACUGCAUUUUUCUUUAGAACCAAGCGGAGGGUUAUGAUGAUUUUGCCUUAGCCACGACCCUUAGUUCCCCACGCCUCAGCCCGGCUCUGGAUCAGCACUGGUGCACUGUAUAGACGGACUGACCUGCUGGCUAACUGGGCUGCUGAAACGUUACCCUCUGACAACUGAGUUUCAGAAUAUUUGUGACUUAAUAAUGGUCUUAUUUUUAUAAAUUAAUAUAUGUAUAAAUUCAUAAAUAUAUAUAAAUAUAUAUAUAUAAAUAAUAAGAGAUUUUCUUUUGUUGCUCAUGACUCCUCUCUGAGAGAUUUUGUAUGGCAACAGGGUGUAGUUCUUGUUGUCAGUGGAGUGUGUGAGCGCGCAGCACACUGUGCCUGUGUGUAGCUGUACAGGAUAGAACUGAGGCUGUGCUAUUGAAUGUGGUAUUUGUGUUUAUAGGAAGCACAUGAUGUCCUGUUUUUUUUGUUUUUUUUCUUCUUCUCCUCAGACUUCAGCGCCGGCUUUGGCCUCAGGGGUGAUUCUGUUGUAUCUUUUUCUUUUUUAAUUUUUAUUUGAACGUUCAAGUUUUUCCGCUUCCUGUGUAGUCUGCAUUUUCACACGCAAAACUACAAAAAUUGUUUGUAUAAUAAAAGUUUUAAGAUGAUGUUGAUAUUUCCCCUUCAGCACAGACCUUGUACAUAACAGGGAAGCUACUGCAGUAAAGUAAUUUUUUGGUGUGUUCAUUUUUUUUGUUUUAACUUUGUAAUUAAAAUAUCUCUUAAUUUGUAUUUAUAUUUUACAAAAGAAGUUGCUUAAAAAUAAAUAUACAAACUGCAAGAGAA
Messenger RNA from Labrus mixtus (cuckoo wrasse), 7307 nucleotides. It is a transcript of the gene bcor, whose product is annotated as BCL6 corepressor. Gene Ontology annotation, biological process: negative regulation of transcription by RNA polymerase II. Bases 984 to 6449 code for a protein of 1821 amino acids. Gene Ontology annotation, molecular function: transcription corepressor activity; protein binding. The transcript has 14 exons. NCBI's taxonomy places the organism in Eukaryota, Metazoa, Chordata, Actinopteri, Labriformes, Labridae. Gene Ontology annotation, cellular component: nucleus. The record is from RefSeq and is a predicted model, not a curated record.